Messenger RNA from Linum trigynum, 1163 nucleotides. The record is from the annotation of a GenBank genome assembly. Lineage: Eukaryota; Viridiplantae; Streptophyta; Magnoliopsida; Malpighiales; Linaceae.
GCCAGCUCAUUUUCGAAUUGAAGAAACGAAAAGAAGGAAAGCCUAAAGAGAGCGAGCGACGGAGGGGGGAGCAAAGUUAGGCUGGGAGAAGUUCCACGGAACACCAGCAGUGGCCGCGAAAACAAACCGCGACUCUUUCGCCUCCGUGUCUCUUCUUUUCCUCCUUCCUCUUCGGCCGUCUCUUCUUCCUUCUUCCGCCGUCGACCUCGAUCUACGGCGCCCCUCCGCUGAGCAAUUCUCUCCGUCCGACGUCGCCGGAGCACGAGCAAGUGAAAGGGCGCGAGAAUCCGGAGGGAACAACGAAAGGAAAAGGGAAAAGACGCGGGAGGUUAGAGAUGAUCACGAGAUCGAAUCUAGCGGAGCAGUUGAGGGAGUACCAGAUUCGAUCCAAGCAUGAUUGGGCCUCCGUUUCCUUCUUCUCCUCCACUUCGAAUAGUUUCAGUCACUCGAGGGUUGAUGUUGUCAUAUUCGUCAUAUGGGAACUCGUUGUUCUAGCCUUCCUGGUCUUCUCAGCCGUAUCUUUAUACUUUAGGCACAUGCGACUUGCCUUCAUCUUAGUCUGCAUCACGUUAAUAUUGGUGCUAUGCAUGAAAGUGACGAAGCAAGUUAGGCUAGCAAGGAAGAAGAAACGAAGAAUGCUUCUGCCUCUAUCCAUGUAAAAGGGCAAAACAAAAGUAAUAACUCCUUUUGUUCUGGGAAUUAUUACAAAACAAAGUUUGUUAUGCAGAGUUUGUAAACUGCCGGUGUUCGCUUCCCAGCAAUCUCUCUGUCUAGGUUUGUUGGUGGAUUCUACACAGAUUUUACCAGAAAGCAAAAGACAAGCCGGUGAAUUCAACAAACGCCGAUUCUCAGAGUAACUCGUCAUGGAAAUUUUGCGACCAUCGCUUUAUUCGAGGUACUUUUUCCUUUCAUGGUGCUCAGGGUUUGACAUUUAAUGGCUGCAUCUCUCGAAAGUUUGCAAGUAGUAGUAGACAACUUGAAGGGAGGGGCGAAUUCUACAAAGAGAUCAAUAUUCUUCACUGAACGGAUGUGUAAUUCUGCUCGGGGCAAUAUUUAUGUUUUUUUUACAAGAAUUGAUGUACAACUACUGUAAAGAGAAAUGCUCAAGGCGCAGAAUGUGGGGUUUUUGAAGUUUUCACCAUGAAUACAAUUGGGGAAAUGGU